AACCAGGAUGCGUGCGAGCUCCGACGUCACACGUACAGUAACUCCGUGGACCGAGUGACGUUGAAGAAGCUCCUUUCUGCUGUCUUCGCGCCAUGCAAGUGUGUCCAGCUGGCGACAGGCGAGUGGAGCACUGCACAGACGGCGGUGGGAGAAAGAGGAGAAUCGACAGGUCCUGUGUGUGGGGGUCAUGAGAGGGCAUUGCCUAUGGACAGCACGGUCCAGUGGCUGGACAUCCGCGAAGAAGGUAUAGCGACACUUCUCAGUUACCUGGAGCUGUGCCCCGAGAGCUGGGUAGAGAAUCUCCACCCAGUGUAUGCCUCCUGUGUCCUCAAGUGCUACGGCGGGCCACGACAGCUACAGGCUCUCGCCAAGAAGUGUCCCCCGGUAGGCGUGGUCAUUGCGAGACAGAAACUGGAAGGCAAGACGUUCUCCGACUGCUCGCAGAUCGAGUUCAUGGUCGUGGACAUCUGUGACCUGAUGGGCUGGGAUUCCGGCACCGUGAAGCGGGAGCUCAAGUCACUGCAGUGGGAGUCAGGUCCUAACGGCUUUAGAAAGACAGGCGUCCUAGUUGAGUUCUCGGACCUGGCCUUCCACUUCCGAUCACGUGGUGACUUGUCGGACACAGAGAUGGACGGGGUCUUAGACUUCCUGAACGGGCGCGCCCAGAGACAGGAGAGGACUGAGCUGAGACAGCUGGACAUGCUCGCUGAAGCCUUGAACAGCGUGUCGCACAAGAACUUCUGGAUGUGUUGUGACACGGCGGACGAAGAGCGGAGCAACAAGCUCAAGAAGAAGCUGGUGGACUUCUUUGACACAGAUGGUGCUGAAGACGCAAUAGGCAGGGGAGGGGACGUGGAGGCGUCUUCCUCACAGGGGGCUCGUGGGGAGCAGCGUGAUGAAGCUAGCCUGGCGCAACUGCGGGGCGACAUAAGAAAUUUCAUCUCCAUAUAUGGUCAAGAGCACUCCCUCACAGGGCGCGCCAUUGCCCGCAUCCUUCACGGGAUCGCCUCCCCUUGCUUCCCAGCAGACGUAUGGGGGCGGGUCAGACGUUUUUGGCGGGCUCAUUUGCAUACUGAUUUCAAUAUCGUCCUGAAAGAAGCCACGAAUUUGAUUGUUGCAAUGCGAUAGCUGAACUGGGUUGUUGUAGUUUUUUGUUGUUGUUGUUGUUGUUGUUUCUUUGUUUUUGCUUGUUUUUAAAGAGGUCUUUGGGCCACGAAGGUCUUGGGAAGGAAGUCUUGUGUUUUGAGGUUGGGUUUCCUUAAAACGUUAAACAACUGAUGGUAUACUAUACGUACGUGCGACCACAGACUCACUCAUACACAUACACAAACAUAUGCACGCACAAACACACACUCACACACAAACACACACA
This is a messenger RNA of Aplysia californica (California sea hare), 1372 nucleotides long. Its product is annotated as ATP-dependent DNA helicase Q4. Lineage: Eukaryota; Metazoa; Mollusca; Gastropoda; Aplysiida; Aplysiidae. Gene Ontology annotation, molecular function: 3'-5' DNA helicase activity; four-way junction helicase activity. Gene Ontology annotation, biological process: double-strand break repair via homologous recombination. The record is from RefSeq and is a predicted model, not a curated record. Gene Ontology annotation, cellular component: nucleus; chromosome; cytoplasm.